This is a messenger RNA of Eruca vesicaria subsp. sativa (arugula), 1491 nucleotides long. The record is from the annotation of a GenBank genome assembly. Lineage: Eukaryota; Viridiplantae; Streptophyta; Magnoliopsida; Brassicales; Brassicaceae.
CUUUGAAACAGAGCUUCCCCUGUUCCUCUCUUCCCUCUGUUAUUCUAAUAAUAAUCGGGUCUGAAUAAUAUCAUCAUCUUGGGUCUGUCUGUCUGUCUGUCUGAAUCCAAGGAAUAGUUGAAUUGUUCUCACUCACUCGAAAGGCAUUGAAAGCUUCCUUCUUUCUGGUUCUUGUAUUCUUUUUUAUCGAAUUUGCUAAGUUGUUGUUGAAGAAAAGCUAAAACCUUCAAACUGAUCAGUUUUCGGUUUUGGCUGAUGGAUUCUUGGAGCUAUGGGGGGGGCAAGUGUUUUCUUGCCUAAUGGAACCUUCCUUCUUCCUUCUGAUUCUUUUCCUGAGAAUCCAAGAUCAAUAGCUGGAUUUCAACAGGGACUCUCUAAUGAAUUUGACAAGGAUGAUGUCUUCAGAGCUGUUUCUUCUUCUUGUGUGGUUCCUUCCAGUUUGUUAUGCGUUGAGGAGAACAAGUCUUCUUCUUCUUCGAACUUGUCUAGGAUAGAUUUCGAACUUAGGAGCUUUAUGGAUUACUCGAACAAUGAUGGUGGUACUUCCUCUAGAGACUUUGCUCUUCCAGCUAAAAAGCCUCGAGCUUCAAGCUCAUGCUCGGAGGAUCCCAUGUGUCAAGUCUACGGAUGUAAUAUGGAUCUCAGCUCUUCAAAAGAUUACCACAAAAGGCAUAGAGUUUGCGAGGCUCAUUCAAAGACUUCUGUGGUUAUUGUUAACGGUAUUGAACAGAGGUUUUGCCAACAGUGCAGCAGGUUUCAUUUCCUUUCAGAGUUUGAUAAUGGGAAAAGAAGUUGCAGAAGACGAUUAGCUGGUCACAAUGAGCGAAGAAGGAAGCCUUCUUUCUGUUUCCUACCUGGUAAGCAGAAGAGGCAUAAGCUUCUUCCUCAAGGUAGACUCGUGAGUUUCAAAGAUGAACCAGCUAUUUCUACUUGUGCUCACUCUCUUCUGUCAGCUCAGUCCCAACAACAACACUUGUCUGAAACUCCAAACACAAGUUUCUCAAUCACUCAAUCAAACCAUACUCUGAAUGGCUCAAGAAUAGACUAUCAUCAGAUGCAACCACCGUUGCAUGGCAAGACCAAAACUAGUUCAUCCUCAACAGUUGAUCUCCUGCAAUUGUCAUCUCAUCUUAAAAGAAUUGAGCAACAACAGAGGAAUUUCACUAAUGAUGUGAAGCAGGAAUAUAAUAAUGAACUUUAUUUCCUCUCUAGCUAAACCUUUUAAACCAGCUUUGUGUUUCUUGAAACUGUGUUCUACACAAGGAUAUAGGCAAACCCAAAGACUGCAUUAGUUUUACGAGAUGGGUUAGAUUAGUAGAAUAAAGAUUAAGUCUGGUUACAAGUGUUUUUGUAACUGAUGUUGUGUAUUAUAAUUAUUCACCAGUCUGAAAUAAAAUUGUUUCAGAUAUCUAUGUCUGCUUCUUUCACAGUGUUUCAGUCUAUUUUUUUUUCUCAGACAAUUUGUAUAUUAACGAUGUGAUGAAUAUUCGC